This is a messenger RNA of Clupea harengus (Atlantic herring), 727 nucleotides long. RefSeq names its product dual specificity protein phosphatase 13A family protein. The record is from RefSeq and is a predicted model, not a curated record. Gene Ontology annotation, molecular function: MAP kinase phosphatase activity; protein tyrosine/serine/threonine phosphatase activity. Gene Ontology annotation, cellular component: cytoplasm. NCBI's taxonomy places the organism in Eukaryota, Metazoa, Chordata, Actinopteri, Clupeiformes, Clupeidae. Gene Ontology annotation, biological process: protein dephosphorylation; negative regulation of MAPK cascade.
UCAUUCUCACAUGAGGGGCGCCAUGUCUGCACAUGCGACCAAUGAACGCAACGACAGACCUCUUUUGCAGGACUGCGAAAUGGACAGUGAGGAGGCUCUUUCCAGCAGUGGUUCCCCUCCAAAUAAGGCUGAUGCUGAGUGUUUAGAUGAAACACCCAGUCUGGAGACCCUUGAGGAAGUCCUACAUGGUGGACAGAGUUCCUGUAAUCAUGUGGAUAAAGUGUGGCCUAACCUGUUUUUAGGGGACAUGUACAUGUCCCAUGACCGGUACGGUUUAUGGCUUCUGGGCGUCACACAUGUGUUGAAUGCAGCUCAUGGGAAAAUGUGCUGCAAGGGCACCGAUGACUUCUAUGGCACCACUGUCAGUUAUUACGGUGUGCCUGCCAACGACCUGCCGACCUUCGACCUUUCACCUUUCUUCUACCCAGCUGCACAGUUCAUUCACCAGGCCCUCAGCAAGCCCAAUGCCAAGGUGUUUGUGCACUGCGCAGUGGGCGUGAGUCGGUCGGCUGCGCUCGUCCUGGCGUACCUCAUGAUCCACCACAACUACACACUGCUUGACGCCAUCCUGCGGGUGAAGGAGAGCCGAUGGAUCUUCCCCAAUCGCGGCUUCCUCAGAAAUCUUCAGUCGUUAGAUGAACAACUGCGGAGAGAGAGGAAUGAGCGAUCACAUGAUGAAUGUUUAACUCCAAACGAAGUAAAAACAGACCUUUCACUUUGAGGAAAA